GGACAAGAACCUCGACCCACAAGGGUUCCACCACAAACUCAAGCACUUCUUCAUAUUCUCUGUGUCGGGUAAGCUCAUCUACUCGCUUCACGGCAGCGAUGACUUGGUUAUCGGCUACGCAGGCCUAAUCACCACCAUUCUCUCGCUGUUUGAGCUGGUGGUAUCGGAGGAGGUGCAAUGCAUCGACGUGAACGACCAAAAAAUCAUGUUUCUCAACCGGAGUCCGGUGGUGUUGGUGUCGGUGACCAAAAUCAAGUACGAGAUGAUCUUGAACCAGAAUACUAACCAGAAUUCUCUUCUCGUCAACCAAUUGCACCUGUUAUACGAGUACUUGGUGUCGAUAUUGACCAAGCCGGUGAUCAUGAGGUUGUUCCACAACCGGAUGAACUACGACUUGCGUAAGAGCUUGACUCAGUUGGAUUUCCAUAACUUAGACCGGUUGGCCAUGAAAUUGACGUACGGACUAGAUGAGGACGACGACUUGAAGCACGGGCUCGACUACUACUUGAGUGCCUUGAUGGACAACAGCUCCAAGACAGCCUGCAUUACCAACACGACGCGACAGAAGCUCAACUCCAUUCUUCUUCUGCUGAGAACAAACGAUCUUCCUGACUAUUUGUUUGGACUUUUGACCGUGGGGGACCAGGUGGUGAGUGUGAUGAAGCCCAAGACCCAUGAGUUGGGCAACAAGGACGUGAGAAACCUCAUGAUGAUCAUCUCCAAUAACCAGCAUCUGAAUAUGCUGGAAGACCUCUGGAUUCCUAUUUGCAUGCCCAACUUCAACAGCAACGGGUUCUUGUACUGCUUGGUGAAGACGUUCGACUUGAGCAAGUACUUGCUUGUGGACGGGAAGUUCCACAGACCGUUGCCAGUGAAUGUGGUGCUUCUAAGCACCGAUAAGAACAACUUCUUCAAGAUGCAAGAGGUCGCAGAAGGGAUUAUUGACCAGGUGGUCGAAUCGGAUUCCUACCGCAACAGCUUGCACGAUGAGUUGGUGGCACGCGAGCAGCUUGUAACCAAGCCGUCGAUGGUUCAUUAUGUGUACAAAGACAAGUCGAAGGACCAGUUUGUGUCGAGUCCGUUGGACCUCACUGACAAGUUCAUGCUCUUCAAGUAUGUUUACUACUAUACCAACUUGGUCAAUAGUAAGACCACAACCAUCAAGUCACUAACGAGUGAUGGAGUGGAUAAGAAGCUCACAUACUUGAAGUUUGACAAUUAUGUGGGAUUCAUGCUCUCUGACCAGACAUACGAAUUUUAUUGCAUUUCCACUGAAGGGAAGUUGACGACGUUGAUCAAUGAUGUGUUGGGGGUGGUGAAAUGGUGCAAGCAGCGCCACAAGAGGUUGUUUAAUAAUAACGUCCGGUACUCGUUGUAACAGGUGUUGAUUGACUUCUUUCCGUCCUUAACUCUACUUUAUAGCAUUAUCUAUAUACAUAUACUUGACAACCCUCUAUUUGAGAAUCACCUUUUCCGUACUCUUAAACGCAUCCGUCAACUUAUCCAAGUACUGUUUGUGCAAGCUCUCAAACUCCUUCACAAUCUUCAUGUCGGUAUCAGACUUCUUGUUGAGCUUCUUGAGCUUAUGCUUGUAGUCGGUUCGAACCGCAUUCAAUGAGCUGGAGUUGUUGUUCUUGAAUUUUUCAAACACCGCUUUCAAUACUUUGGCAUUUUCUUGUUUGGUCUCGGUGGUGAUAGGAGGUAAGGGUACCUUCAACACUCCCGUAUCCUUGUCAAAGGUCGGGUUCAUGUUUAGACCCGACCCCAAUAUGCUAUUGAUGAUGUUCUGAACAUGGUCAGGAUUGAACACGGUAAUGACGAUGUUUCUUCCUUUGAUCGAUGCCUGAGCAACGGUGUUGAAUUUGGAAGUUUGGUGGUCUUCAACCGAAACAUCCAAAUUGUCAAAUAGACUCGGGUUGGUUUUGCCAAGCUUGACCUCGUUAGCCUUUUUGUUGAACUUGUCGAUGAUCUGGUCAAAUUUGGACCUGGCUUCGUCCAAAUCGAUCAAUUCUUCAGCGGUGGCAGAUGGUUCGUCUGAUUCAGAUUUGGUCUUUCUGGAGUCUUUUUUCGACUUCUUUACAGCCUUGGCCCAAGCCACUGGGGUCACAUGAAGCUGACGAAGGGAGGGUAUGGGUUGUUGGCGGACUACGAGCGGCCUGGUGAUGGUGUUGGCGAGGUAUUUGGGAAAGCUUCUGAACAUGAUCAAAUUUUUCACUGCGAAUUGCAGCCAACGAAAACUAAUGUAUUUGAGAAUGGCUGCGACAAGUAGGGUAGGCACAGAGAAUUAGGUGGUGGCGGGGUCUCAAGGGCAUAUAAGGAGAGAGCUUUGGUGGGUGUAUGGGUCAGAACUUCGGUGGGUAUGAGUGUGGCGGUGAGUGUUGGCUGGGGA
Molecule: messenger RNA, 2389 nt
Organism: Yamadazyma tenuis ATCC 10573
Lineage: Eukaryota; Fungi; Ascomycota; Pichiomycetes; Serinales; Debaryomycetaceae
Gene: MON1
Biological process (GO): protein targeting to vacuole; vesicle-mediated transport
Cellular component (GO): fungal-type vacuole membrane; Mon1-Ccz1 complex
Source: RefSeq, a predicted model, not a curated record